AAAUUCAGCAAUGGAGAGUGCCUGCGAUGCCAGCUGCUGGCUUGUGAACUUUUAUUCUCUUAUUCUUUUUGCUUGAUAACUCAUUAAUGAAACGUCAUGGAUGCUGAGAAGUGAAAUAGUCUGUUUUCUCUGUAUGCUUUUCUUCUGUCUUUUUGUUGUGCGGUGGAAAAAGAAGAGUGAAAGAAGAAGCAAUUAUUUUUGUAUAAGGAAUAUAUUUACUUACCUGAAGUUAACCAAAUUAACCCUGGCAUCCAAAAUGGAUCUCAAGACUGCUCUGGAAGAAUGUUCAAUGGCACUGAAUUUAUUUCUAAACAAUAAGUUCUCUGAAGCCCUGGAAUUACUUCGUCCAUGGUCUAAAGAUAGUAUGUACCAUGCCCUUGGAUACAGCACUAUUUUAGUUAUGCAAGCUGCUAUGACCUUUGAACAACAGGAUAUACAAAUGGGAAUUUCUACAAUGAAAGAAGCUUUGCAAACCUGCCAAAGAUUCAGGAAAAGAAACACAGUGGUAGAGUCCUUGUCCAAUCUAGUUUCUAAACAGUCAGUGGAUCAGUUGAGUGAAGAGGAAAUGCAUGCUGAAAUCUGCUAUGCUGAAUGUUUACUGCAGAAAGCAGCUCUCACCUUUGUACAGGAUGAAAAUAUGAUCAACUUUAUCAAAGGUGGCCUCAAAAUUAGGACAAGUUAUCAAAUAUACAAAGAAUGUCAUCAGGUGCUACAGGUGACUCAGGGGAACAAAAGCAAAAAUGAAACUUAUCACCAAUUUGAAGGAGGAGUAAAACUUGGAAUCGGAGCAUUCAAUUUGAUGCUGUCACUUUUACCAGGAAGGAUCCUCCGACUUUUAGAAUUUAUUGGAUUUUCUGGCAAUAGGGAGUUAGGCCUCCAUCAACUACAGGAAGGUGCAUCUGGCAGCAGUUUGAGGGCCAUUUUGUGUACUUUCACCCUGCUGGUUUAUCAUACUUACGUCUCCUUAAUCCUUGGUACAGGGGACGCCAACCUUGAGGAAGCAGACAGUCUCCUCGAACCCUACCUCCAGAAGUUUCCAAAUGGUUCCAUUAUUCUCUUUUAUGCUGCCAGAAUAGAUAUACUGAAAGGAAAUUUUGAAAAGGCACAGUUAACGUUCCAGGAAUGCAUAGCAGCCCAGCAAGAAUGGAAGCAGAUUCAUCAUCUCUGUUACUGGGAACUGAUGUGGUGCUACACAUUCCAGCAGAACUGGCUUCAAGCGUAUCGGUAUGCAGACCUGCUCAGCAAAGAGAACAGGUGGUCUAAGGCAAUAUAUGUAUUCCAGAAAGCAGCAAUUUUAUGUAUGCUUCCAGAGGAAGAUUUGAAAAGGACUGGUGAGGACAUUGUGUCUUUGUUCAGACAAGUGGAAGGUCUAAAACAGAGAAUUGCGGGAAAAUCUAUCCCAACUGAGAAGUUUGCAGUAAGGAAAGCUCGGCGCUAUGCAUGUUCUCAACCAGUGAAGCUGAUAUUACCUGCCUUGGAAAUGAUGUACGUUUGGAAUGGCUUUGCAAUUGUGGGCAAAAGAGCGGACCUCACUGAAAAUUUAUUGGUAACAAUUGAAAAAGAAGAAACUGCUCUACAAAACGAAACUAACCACAGUGAAUACUAUAUGGAUGACAUGUGCAUGUUGCAGCUACUGAAGGGUCUCUGCCUUAAACACUUGGGAAGACUCAUGCAAGCUGAACUGUGUUUCAAUCAAGUAAUUCAAAGUGAGAAGCAAAUAAAAUAUGAUAGCUAUUUGGUGCCAUUCACCAUGUAUGAAUUGGGUCUUCUGUACAAACAACAGGAUGAGAGAGAAAAAGCAGUAAGAUACAUAGAAACUGCAAAAAACAACUACAAAGAAUACUCCAUGGAGUCCAGGUUGCACUUCAGGAUUCAUGCAGCACUUGACAGCUUGAAAGUGUCGCCUGCUUCAACACCUUGAAUGAGGAGGGAUGCUUUUCAUGCAUACAAUGCAUACAAUAGUCUACACAAUGUUUUUGCAAUCUUUUUUAAAUCUUUGAAAAGAAACAAUAAUGAUUAUUUUCUGUCAUCUCUGAUUUGACGUAUGUCAUUCCUUUUGACUGUUCUUUUUCUGUAUGGCUCAUAUACUAUAUCUACUUGAUACUUUAAAUAAUACCUUAUAUUUUGUUUGAUAAAAAUAAUUUAAUAUUUGACCUGAUGGGGGAUAUUUAAAAAACAGUUGAUGGUGCAAUAAAGUUUAAUUCAAACACUUUAUUUUUUAUAAGAAAACAGAUGCUGGCUAUGCAGUGGAACUUGUGAUAAUUUCAGCCUUUUGUGAAGGUUUGAUUUUCUGCAGUACACUUGAGACCUUUUUGCCUCUGGAACAACAAUGCAAUUGCAGCAGAUAACCUUCACCCAUAUUUGGCAUACCAGAUUCUGAAAUUUGUGUUCCAGAGGAAAAAAAUCAUCAUCUUUGACUUAAUUUCAUUUUGGGAACAAAAUGAAUUUGUCCGAAGUGCAAUAUUUUUAUUGUAUCUUUUAAAGUAAUGUUAAGCAGGGCUACAGGUGUAAAAUCUCUGCAGCUCUAUUUCACUUGAAAUAUGAGAUCACAGGGGACAUGUCUCAGUCACAGAGAAGCAGGGCUACUAGGGACAUUACAAGGUCAUCUAUUCUAUAUUACUGCCCUAAGGCAGAAUCAAGCCUUAUGUUAUUCCUCACAGGUACUUGUUUAAAUUGUUUAAUAACCAAAAAGCAAAUGGACUAAAACAACCAAAAAACAAAACAAAAACUUCCAUUGAGAGGGAUUUUGUAAUUUACACAAGCAGUGUUUCCCAGUGCUUUAUUAUUUCUACUGGGAUUUUUUUCCUGGUGUCUACCCCAAAUAAUUCUUGGCACAACUGAAACCUACUUCCUGUCUUCCCUGUCGUGGAUCUGGGGAAUGGCUUGUUCUUUUCCUUUUUUGAAGCAGUCUUUUGAUUUGAAGACUGUCUCUCAUGUUGGUCAUCUUGGUUCUUGGCUUCCAACCAAAACAAAUAAACUUGCAGAAUUUAAUUAUUAAUUAUUAAUUAUUGUUAAUAAAUAAACGUGCAAGAUUUAAUUAUUUUCCUGAUCUGUAGGAAUAACUGAUAUUAAUGCAAAUUGUGCAUCAAAACUGAAUCCACUUUUAAGCUUAAAAAAUGUGUUAAAAUGUACUAAAUGAGUUAAAAAAAUGUGCAUCUUCUAACCAUAGCUUUCUACCAAAAAGUAUGUAGGAAAAUACAUAUAUUUAUACAUUUCUAUAUAGUUUUGUUUUCCCGUUAAUAUGUGGACAGCAUUAUCAGAUUUAAUUUCCCAAUUCAUUAUUAAUACUUCUGCAGGUUUUGCUAGUGAUUUCUUUAUAACUAAGAAUAUGCAUGAUAUACUGAACACUUGACAAGUUUUCCAGAGGUAGUUGAUGCCCCGUGCCUCUCAGUGUUUAAGAGGCAUUUGGACAGUGCCCUCAAAAGUAUGCUUUAACUUUUGGUUAGCCCUGAAGAGGUCAGGCCGUUGGACUUGAUGGUUUUGUAGGCCCCUUCCAACCAAACCUGUCCUGUCCUGUCCUGUCCUGUCCUGUCCUGUCCUAUCCUAUCCUAUCCUAUCCUAUCCUAUCCUAUCCUAUCCUAUCCUAUCCUAUCCUAUCCUAUCCUAUCCUAUCCCACUAACUAUUCAGUCACAAGUUUUUUGCAAAACCUGCCAAUCUCCAUACUUUAGUAUAUUUGCUUCCCCAUGGUAAAUUCGUGGUCGUUAUGCUCCUGUAUAUGGUUCUCUGUCCUCAACUCCCACCCCAGAGAAAAUGGAACAAAAGAAGUAGGUGAAAAGCCUCUCUUCAGUAAAUGAGUGACAGUAAAGUUCCUAAUUAAUCAGUCAAUCUGAUGUAAAUGCUAUAGAUGACUAAGAACACAGCCUUCUUUUAAGUCUUUUAUGACUUUAUAAAUAAGUGAUUUAGUUGCAUGUAAAUGCAGGUGAAGUAUGAGUUUUAAAUUUUUUUUAAAGACAUCACCGAAGACUAACAUAUGCCACCACCUGACUUCUCUGACUCCGAGCCCUUUUAUACAUACCUGAUUAUAAAUGACAGGCAGCAAAAAUAAAUUUCUGUAUGUUAUAUUUUCAGACAAUGAUUUAUUGGCCUAUUUGGAUAUUUAUGUGUUCAUUUUAGAGUUAUUUGUGAUUCAGUCUGAUUAUUGGAUUACAACAAUCAAACGGGACCACUUCAUUUUCUUCUGAAAGGUGGUGAAAACAAUAGUUGGUGGAACUUCUAUAGUUUGUGUUUCAUACGAUAAUUCACUCCACGAAAGGAUUAGAACAGGGACUACUGACUCAGGAUGGAGCAUGAAAUAGUCUCUGAUAUCUUGUCAUUGUGUAGUGUCUCAUAUUUAUUAUUUUAUGGGUGAUUCAGAAUAGAAAUCAAAAUGAGCAAAAAAUAAAAAAUGAGCUUUCUUAGAAAAUGAUUUUUUGAAAGUCUAGUAAAAAAUGUAGCACUGUACUUUUUUCACUGCUAAUAAUACUGACUACAGAGGUAAAAAAGAAUUUUGUUUUCAUCAGUUCAACCUUCCAAAGUCAAUAUCACACCCUGUGUAUGUUAGUUUUCUUUGUCUCUUUCAGGAUUCGCCUUUUUGCACUCAUGCAGAGAAGAGGCAUAUCCACAAAAAUCUGCAAUAUACUCUGUAGUGCUUUGAUGCCCUGAGGUCCCCAGCCUAAGUUCUAUUUACAGUCUAUGUCCCUUUCUUUGCUGCUAUUCCAAACUUGUUUGUUAGAAUCUUGAGCAAUCAGAUUUUCAUAGCUUUUUUCUGGGUAUUUUUUUUAAAAGCUUAUUAAUGGUAGGAAUAUAAAUGUGUGAGACUGACUUGUAACCCUUCAUAUUAGGUAGGUCUCAAUAGAUCUGUAAGAGAUUCUUUGUCUUCCAAACACUGUGCGUAGCUAUGGUCUGCUCCUACUUAGUGCAUCAUUGAUGCAAUAAUAUUUAGUACAUUGUGUCUGAGUUAGGAUAAGUGAUUUGUGGAUAAGAGUUUCAAUGGAAAGUCUUGUUAUUAUUUUUUUAAUAUCUGCUGCAUACUGUACUGGGCCUUAAAUACAACUAUGAUUUAGUUUUACUGCGCUUCAGAAUCUUCACCUCACUUGCUCAUGUUGUGUGGUAAUUUUGCAUUAUGUGCUGAAACCUUGAAACCGAGCAAGGUUGAGCAUUUACGUAAGACACUGUAAUAUCUGUUGAUAAUAGUAGGAAUUAUAUUCAAGAACAAAGCUAAGGCCUUAGUUUAAGCAAGCGGGUCUGAACUUGCAUAGUAAUGUUAUGGCAAAGGUCAUUCUGGUCUUACUGAUGAUAGGUGGGUAUAUAUUUUUUAAGGUGAGGAAUAAUAAAGCAGCUUGGCUGUAAGACAAAGCUUCUCUUCAGUUAAGAAUUGCCUACUUGGAAAAUACUACAAAAAUAACCUUGUCUGUGCAUAUCAGUCAAAUGCUUAAUCAGAUGGGGAAAGGUUAUUAUGUUAUGAUCCUUAAAUACUAGUUCACCACUUUAACAAAAAUUGAAAGAAAAUACACAUUAAAAGAAAGCUGAUUAAAGGUUGUGUUUCAUAUCUGUUCUAAAAGGUUGUGUUUCAUAUCUGUUCUAAAACAUAUGUAGCAGCUGUUUUGACCAAGAAAAAUUUACAAUAAUUGGAUCCUGCUAUGUUUCCAAAAUACCUUGACAACUAAUGUAUUAAAGAAGCCAUUUCUUGUAAUAAAUCCAGCUUAACUUUGCAAUUAUUUUAUUACUAAUCCUUGUGUUUAAUGUCCUUUGUUUCUGUAUGUUCUUAUAUUGCAUAGUUUAACAAAGAAUGUUUAUAUUUGCACUGGUGGUGCAGUUUAUUUCCUUCUAAACUGUUGAGGUUUGCACAUGUUCAUGUUUGUUACUUCUAAAGACAAGGUUAGAAUAACGGACAAUGAGUGAUGAAGAAGUGUUUUUGGUCUUAAGAGCAUGUAGAGAUGUUCAGUUUGAUGAACAGAUUCUUUCUUCAGAGGAAUAAAUCACUUUUUAUGCUUGUGCUACUGAAUGCAACAUUUGGCACUGUAUUCUUAUUGUACAUAACUUUCAGCUGAGAUAUAUCAACACAAUAUCAACAAAAAAAGCAUAUACUUAAGUUUAAAUAUGCUAUCAUAGGCAUAUAUCUCUAAUACCUAUCUUCCGAUUCAUCGAAGUCUAGUAGAAAAUAGUCUUUUGAAACGUAUGUAGUAAGUGUACAAUAAAAAGCUACUUUAACUAGUCUUGAUUUCUCACCAGAGACCAGAUAAUACCUUUAAGUUACAGGAGUGAGUAAUAAUUAGUUCAUUCUGUUACCAAUUAUGUCAUUAAAUUCAGUGAGAACAAGACAUAAUAUACCCAUAGGAGCUUUUUAAAAUCAGGGAGAUUAAAACAUUAAAAACAGGGAGAAUUAAAAUUAAAAACAGGGAGAAUAUGUUUUUUUUACAUAGGUGCAGAACUUGGUUUUUAUAACAUUCAGAAAAGUAAAUGUUCAAAAUUAUUAUUUUUUUCAUGUGGUAUGUUUAAAUGUUUCCACAGUUGUGUGUCAUUUUAACUGAUGUUUCUAACCAGUUAGGCCAACAUUUUUAUCAUGGUUUGGAUGAUAAGAAUUGUGGUUAUGGUUAUCAUAAGAACAGAGAUAGUGGAUGACUUACCCCAAAGAAGGGCAAAGAAUGGAGAUGCUCCUGCGUAUUUGUUGUUGUCUGAAAGGCACUAGUCUACCCUCAAUUUUUAGACAUACUGUAGUACAGAAUAAAGCCUUCGUGGAUAGAUUAGAAUGCUUGCAACAUACUGAGUAAAGAUAGUUUUCUGAGUAGAAGAGGGAAUAGAAAACACACUGAAGACUUGAGCCCAAAGAUAGGAACUAUAUCAGCAUUCAUGCAAGCAUUUUGCAGAAGCUAUUUUACAUUUUUAUGGUCGCCUGAUCAACUCAAUAGUUGGACUUCCUGUAUUCCAACUAGGAGAAUAUCUGUGGUGCCGGGUCCUUAGCUCAAUUUGGUUGCUUUUGUAUUUUUUUUCUUUUUAGGCUCUGGUCUCAUCAUUUACUUUUUAUUUUAUUUGUAGGACAGCUUCAGAAAGAAUUCAAGCAUUGCAACUCUGAGCUUUGCAGUUUGUAGAAGAGUAGCCUCUGGGAAAAAAUCAGAUCCUAUGGUUAGCAUAGCAAAUUCAGUGUUUAAUGAAUGCAAGAUUAAAUGCUAAGAUUUCUGUAGAAGUAUAAGCAGGUAGUUUCACUGUACAGAGAAGCAUGUGCCAGCUAGUAAUCACAGUUAGGAACACCCUUCCAGAUUUUGUCACUCAUUUCGAGAGAACUUCUUCAAAUGCUUUAGCAGUAGGAGGUGUCCAUUUUUUGUGCCAUGCCUUUGUACCAUAAAUACAGUAGUUGGAGCACUGAAGCUGCGUAGGCCACAUUCAAUACCUACCUCAUCUGAAGCCAUAGGUACUUAGUGCUGAUGACACGCCACUGUGUGGAAAAACUGGUAAGGUUAUCCUUAACAGCAAGGAAAUCCCAGUUGAGAUGUUAAUAUCCUUCUAUACUUGAGCAUACAAGUGCAGAUCUCAAAGCUUAAUUUUCUUAUUGUAAAAUGAGUGUAAGACUAUCUUAAUAUACUUUUUUUUUGGACAAGCUUAAGUGACCUGCUCUUGCUUCAGUAUCUGAAAUCAAGGUGGAGGGAUAUGUAAAAAUAGGUUAACGCUGCAUAUAUAGGUUAUGUGGUUGAGGCUUAGCUUGUUUCAGAGCGUUAGGAGAUGUUCAGAAUUAAAUGAUGUAGAAAAAAGAGCAGUAUGAAUUUAAAUUUUUUUUUUUAAAUACUCUUUUUCUCAAGGGGACGGAUUUUUUAUCCGGGCAAAACACAAAAAUAUGCUAAAUAUGCUAAAAUAUGUCUAAAUAUGCUGAGGUAUGGGCAUAAAAAGACAAAAAUUCCAUCAAAAAAACAAAAACACAAACAAACAAACAAACAAAAACUACCAAACAACAAACCCAACCCAACGGAAAAUGCUCCUACAGUAUUUCACAUGAAUUUUGCUAGAAUACCCAUAUUCUAUUUCAUUUAUUCCAGUCAAUACAAAUACUAUGGAUAAUGCUUGAGUUUAUUCAAUAAUGAAUCUUUGAAUAGUUGCUAGGUUAAAUCAGUUUUUUUGUUAGCUGAAAGAAAAUAAGAGAGGUCUGAAUGUGAAAUCACAGAAUCAUAGACUAUUCCGAGUUUGAGGGAAUCCACAAGGAUCAUUGAGUCAACUGGCUCCGUACAGGGCCAUCCAGAAAUCAGACCAUACGUCUGAGAGCGUUCUCCAAACGCUUCUUGAACUUCAUCAGGCUUGGUGCCAUGACCACUGCCCUGGGAAGCCUGUCCCAGUGCCCGACCACCCUCUCAGUGAAGAACCCUUUCCUAAUCUGUUGUGGGGGGCUUACAGUCUCUAUAGAAGAUGAACAGUCCAACAGGACGCUACCUAACACACAGUAUACUCUGGAGUCUAAUGACAAUUUGUGACAAUUCACUGUCUGAAACUGGUAGUGGAGCCUUCCAAGGAAAAUCUUUGUCCACUAUUGGUAUCCAUGCUCUGUGCUUUCCUGGAAUAAUGCAAAGCCAAGAUGGCUGCUCAUCCUUGCUGGCUAUAGCAGUUGCCCCCAUUCAGGUAGGAAACAGAGUACGUCAUUAAGAGAUGUCCAACACAGAAAAGGCAGGAGAAACUGGGGAGUGGGGAAUAUGAGUGGGAUAGAAGUAGAGAUAUAUUCAGUAGGGAUUUCCAUAGCACCUCAACCAUUAAAUAGGGAAACAUGAGACUGUGGAACCAAACAGUAAGGUGAGGGAAUAAAGCAAAUAUGAUUGUGAUAGAAAGGUGUUAUGUAAGAAAAACUAUGGAGAUGAGUUAUCAGUUGCUGGGUAAGAGUAGGUAAUAUCAUCCAGAGGUAACAACAGAACGAAACAUUUUUUUUUCUGCUUAAGAAGUGGUGAGGAAGACAUCCCAUCAAACCAUAUCAGGCACAAGUAGCUAUGCUACUGAAGGGACUAUGGACAAUGAAUUCUGCUCCUCCAAGGAAUGUAUUCAAAGAAAUAAUGUACAAAUGGCAAACCAAAUUUGACCUUAAGUAUUUACUUCAAAGUCCUUAAAUCCUUCUGGCUCCCGAAAUCUGGACAGUGGCAGAUUUCAUGUAGCUUGAGAAUUACCUGUUGAUGAUUAAGGGAAGAGGGUAUUUGAGUUCCGGUAUGAAGACUUUAUCUCUGUCAUCAGUGCAGCCUGUACCUGUCUGAAAAUCUUGAAGGACUGUGGCUCAGGACAAGUUCUUAGGUUGACAGGUGCCUAAAAACCAUACUAUAUAUUGGAAAAAACAUGGAAAUUUGUAAUGACAACUCUUAAACAUUUGAUAGUUUUAGUUACAUUGAGAAAGUUUGCUUUUAUUUUUAUGAAUUGUUGACUUAAUUGGCAAGGAUAUGUUUGUUAAUAAUUCAUUGUGUUCAUUCUGCAUUAGGACUAGACAGUUAUCCACAUGCAGUCUUGAAGUGGGAUUCAUAUAUCCAUCUGAAAUUUGGGCAUCUUUUGUAGGUUUCCUCGGUGGACUUUCAGAAAGAAAAGUUUAGGGCAGGUGUCUCAAAUGAGGAUCAAUACUGGUUAGACAAUGACUAAAAAAAUUGAAUUCAUUAAUGUGAAAACAGUUGGUGUUAAGUUGUUGCUUCUGUUAUCUUCUGUGUAAAACCAGAGGUUCAUAUGUGGGGGUCACCUGUCCACCCCUCUUUAAGAUGCUGAAGCUUCAGUAACAUUUAACAGUAGUAAGGAUCCUAGUAUAAAUGACUGGCUGGCAGCUACAGAUGCUCUUUAUGGUCUGAGAGAUGGCUCAGCUGACACUAGUUGUGUUACGGAUACAAUCUGUAGCCAGGGCCAAGUGUACACUUUUCCUAGAAAAGACAGCUUUCCCAAGAGCAGUGUUUGUAAAACAGCUUAUGCAGACUUAUGGCAACUGUCUCCACUAUAGUGCAGUUUAUUCCCUCAAAAUAAAUGCACGUAUUAAAAAAAAAAAAAAAAAAAAAAAAAAAAAAAAAAAAGCACUCAUCAUAGUGAAUUAAUAGCAGCAACAAUCUGAGUAGAGGACAGAGCCUAUAAUUCUAGCAGAAAAAGCUAGAAAUGAGCUGAUGUUAGAGUACAACUAUUUUUCAGAACACCGGUGAAGUAAUAUUUUCCAAAUUUUUGAUUGUCAGUUUUAGUUACAGUUCUAUCAAUGUUUCUGUAAGCCCUUGCUGUUGAAUUCCCUGUGAAAUCUAUACUAUUUUGAAGCUUAACUUAAUUUUGAAGCUGUUCUUCUCUGGCUUGUGGUCAUUUUUGUUUGUUUGUUUACUUUGGUGGGUGGAUUUUUUUUGGCCUAGUGGCUAGUAUGACUGCGGUAAUUGUAUUUUU
This is a messenger RNA of Cygnus olor (mute swan), 10336 nucleotides long. It is a transcript of the gene TTC39B, whose product is annotated as tetratricopeptide repeat domain 39B. Gene Ontology annotation, molecular function: protein binding. The transcript is spliced from 18 exons. Lineage: Eukaryota; Metazoa; Chordata; Aves; Anseriformes; Anatidae. Bases 101 to 1921 code for a protein of 606 amino acids. The record is from RefSeq and is a predicted model, not a curated record.